UCCUGUUGUUGGUUGUGGAAGAAGUUCCGGUACAGCGUCAACAACAUGGAACGUGAUUCACGAGAUGGGGCAAGUCCUCGGACCCUGCCUGAACCACAGAGGGUGGAGGGGGAUGGUUCUCCUCUACCAAGCAGUUUGGAUGAAAGCAGGAGGAACCCACAACGCGGGCAGUCAAAGCCUUUCUCUAUCAACUUUGAGGUUGACAUCAUCCAAAUAAUGCUGUUCAUUGCUGCCCUUGCCACUCGAUUCUGGCUCCUAGGCUUACCCAGGGCAGUUGUGUUUGAUGAACUACACUUUGCCAAGUUUGCCUCCCUGUACAUGAAGAAGAUAUUUUUCUUUGAUGUUCACCCACCACUGGGGAAGAUGUUGCUGGCUCUGGUCGGUGGGUUCUGUGGGUUUGAAGGUGAAGCCCACUUCGCUAGGAUUGGAGAAGAGUACCCUGUGACAUUCCCUGUACACACUGAACAUUGCUGUUUCCCAGACAAUGCCCUCCUCACACAGUCCAGGUUCAUGUUGAUGGAGGGUAUGAUGGUAUUUUUCCUCUGUCUCUCCGUCUUCAGCUACCUCAAAUUCAGAAACCUGGCUCACAGAGAGUUCUCUAUCCAGUGGUGGUUCUGGCUGUCCUUGAUGGGCGUGGCCUGUACAUGUACGUUGAGUAUUAAGUAUGUCGGGUUCUUCACCGCCCUCAUCCUGAUGACAAUGAUGGUCAAGGACUACUGGCACAUGUUGGCUGAUGUGAGGAUCAGUGAUCUGGACCUGGUUAAACACCUGUCUGUACGAGUCCUUACACUGAUGUUCGUCCCACUGUGUAUAUAUGUGUCCCUGUUCUACAUCCACCUGACCACACUGACCAAAGCUGGACCUCAUGAUAAUGUCAUGACAAGUGGAUUCCAGGCUAGUCUGGAGGGAGGUCUGGCAGCACUGACCAAGGGCCAGCCUCUACAUGUGUCAUACGGGUCACAGAUCACACUUCGCCUCACCCAUGGUGCUGCUGGGGCCAAGCCUUGCUGGCUGCACUCACACCAGCACGUGUACCCCGUACGUUACCCCGACGGCCGCGGCAGCUCACACCAACAACAGGUCACGUGUUAUCUCUUCAAGGAUGUAUAUAACUGGUGGAUCGUCAAACACCCAGACAGGGAGUCGCUGGUUGUUGACGAGCCUCCUCAGGCGGUAAAGCAUGGGGAUGUUGUACAGCUAGUCCAUGGGAUAUCUAGUCGGGCACUGAACAGCCAUGACGUAGCUGCCCCUAUGACACCUCAGAACCAGGAGGUGACUUGUUACAUAGACUACAAUGUGUCCAUGCCUGCACAGAACCUUUGGAGGAUGGAAAUUGAAAAUCGUGAGAAUGAUGAAGAAACCUGGCAGACAAUCAAAAGUCAUGUGAGGUUUGUCCACAUGGACACUCGACAAGCCCUAAAGGCGACUGGUAAACAGCUGCCGGAGUGGGGGUUUCACCAGAUAGAGGUGGCCACAGACCGUGUGGUCACACAGCCCGGCACUGUCUGGAACGUGGAAGAGCACCGCUACACAACAAAUCCAGAGAAGGAGCAGCAGGCGCGGGAGUUGGCCAACACAGAGAUGAUCCCACUGAAGCCCACACACCUGUCAUUCUGGACCAAGUUUUACGAGCUCCAGACAAAGAUGUUCUUCUCCAAGACUGAUAUUGACCUGGAGCACAAGUACAGCUCCGGUCCACUGGACUGGCCCUUCCUCACCAAGAACACUGCCUACUGGAUGUCUUCUACAUCCAAUGCCCAGAUCCACCUCCUCGGGAACCCUGUCGUCUGGUACUGUGGCUCGCUCUCCCUCUUCAUCUACAUAGGACUGUUUGUCCUUUACCUCAUGAGGCGAAGACGUGACAUAUUUGAUCUGACUGAAAGUGAGUGGCACCAUUUCCUGUUUAUCGGGGAGCUCCUGAUUGGAGGAUAUUUCUGCCACUACCUGCCCUUUUUCCUGACGGAUAGAACACUUUUCAUGCACAGUUAUCUCCCUUGUGUUAUCUAUAAGAUCCUGUCUUUGGCAGCUGUGGUGGACCACAUAUACAUAAUAUCUCACAGGUUUGUGUUUGCCCCGACAGUGGUGUGCGGUGUUUGUCUGGGCCUUGUAUCAUCAGCAGUGUGGGCAUUCUUCAAAUUGGCUGUGUUCAGUUAUGGAAACACCAACCUGACACCGGAGCACAUUAAGCAUAUCACCUGGAAAGAAAGCUGGGACUUCCUUGUCCAUACACAGCCAUGAUAUCCGGAGACCUUGUGACACAGGCCUGUGUGGAAGUACGGGUCUCCUCUAGGAGGAGCAAGAUGAACCAUGAAGCAGAACCUUUUGAUGAACUUGUGCCAUUUCAGUAAUUUAAGUACAUCAUAGUUAUUUUUGACGUGACCUUUGAUCAGUACCAUGCACACUAGAUAUUAUUGUUUCUAGUCACACAUCUGUUGAUGAAUAUCUCUCUCUGUGAUGUUUAUGCUAAAGGGUUGGCUGGCCAGUGUUGGUGAAGGGUUGGCUGGCCAGUGUUGGUGAAGUGUUGGUGCAGACUUCUUUGAGAUGUUUAGAGUUGAUAAGCUUUGUUAACACCUAGGUAUACAGGUACAACUUUGUUUAAGUUAUCAAUAUGCCAUAUUCAUUGUAAGUUCCCUCAAGUAGUGGUAUUGCAGCUAUUCACCAAGACAGUCAGAAUUUCAUAACGCUAUUUUUGCAAUUUCACUUUCCUGUCCUGUCUGGUGCUCCAAUAUACCACAAGUCUAGAACUAUGAUAGGAUUGUAAUGGUAAUAUUGAGUUCAGUAAGUCCCAAGGUUGUAAUGUUUAGGCAGUAGUUACCUGGGGUGGAGUGCAAUACAUAUUUCCUCUAAUUAAUGACCUUGGCUUACUUUAAAAGUAGGUUACAGGGUUUUUUGUGUAAUAACUUUGGAACGAUUGAGAUCCCCAACCUAUAACCAUAUGCCUGAUAUCAUACUGCCGAUAUUGGUCCCGUAGUCUGCCUCCUUUCUCCCUUGUCGUGACAGAAAAUUAUUUAGAUACCUACCCCAUAAUCGUAUAUGCAAUUACUUUGCAUGAAGGGUUGAACAAAAUCAUGCUACCAGGCUUUAACCAAAUCAGACCCCACCCCUUGGGACUUUGUAGGUCAUGACUUAGAAACAGUUGAGAUCCUCACAACCAUAAAGAACCACACUGUCAGAAAAUAUGUUGGAAAAAAAGUAAAUUAACAGAGAAUCUAACGGGAAAAUGUUGAAAUAUGUAAGACUUUUGGCAUGUCACUCUAUGUGCUUUCUGGAUAUGAAGCAAAUAACACCAAGUGCUAUGUAUAAUGUCCUGGGGGGACUUAGUCCAAGGAUCAUAAUAUAGAAGCUAUUGACAUUCAAACCUUAUAACUACAUGCUAUAUAUAAUGUCCUGGGGGGACUUAGUCCAAGGAUCAUAAUAUAGAAGCUAUUGACAUACAUAUCCUAGGCAUAUCAACCAAUUUGCUACUAUUAUUUUUGGUACGAAAGAAAUUUUAGCAAAUCAGUUACAUCCAUAUAAAACAUCAAGCCUUAGCAGGAUGUAACCGAUUUGCGUUCUCACUGAUAUGAAAAUUUGAAAUCUAUUUUACAAAUUACUGAACCAAAGUCCAUCAUUGUUUAUUUAUAGUAGUUGUUGUUCCCUGUAUGGUGUGGACUGCUCAGAAGCUGUUUUCUGUGACAAUAGGUUCAGCUGAAAACAAAUCCAUGGAAAUCCAUUUAAAAACAGAUAUUUAGAGAUAGUUUUAUUUUAAUAUUACCUGUGUAUUACCCUUGAAAAUGAAAUGAUACUGAAACUUUAAGCCACAGACCAAUUAUACCCCACACCCACUUCUGACUAACUUUUGGUUGUAAUGUUUCAUUAAAAUCUAUCUUGAAUUUUAAGAGAUGUCUUGAUGCAUUUCUGUCUACAGGGUGCCUACAUAUUUAUGUACUUAUUCUCUUCAAUGAUUGUAGCCAGGUUGUGAAAUUCUAAUUCUUCUACAACCAUCUUUUUACAAAAAAAUAUCUGGACAUUGUUAAUAGUUAUAUUAAGGGUUGGUAACUUACAGGGUAUUUACGGUAAUUUAACGGGAAUGGGAGGGGUCUGCCUGGAAUAGAAUAAUACAGCAAUUUCUCAGGAGUGAUGUCUGACAGGAUUUAUACCGUAAUUGUUAUUUAGUGCAAUACGUCUAUGUGGAUGUGCCUUAAUAUUUACAGUUUUUCAUUUUAGAUCUUGCCUUGUAUAACUUGUCAUGUGUAAACAAUCUGUGUGUCCUUCCUGAUACAAGUCAGUUUCUGCCACAAAGCAAGCUGUUAUUUUGCAAUUUAUGUGUGAUGUGCUUUUAUUAUAUAGGAUAGAAAUCUCUUGUUGAGGGAGGGAAGAGAAAGUUGAGUCUAACUAACGGAGUGUCAAGAUGAUUGGAUGAUAGAACAGUUCCACUACAUUCCAGAUUAAGAUUAUUAACUGUUAUACUUGUACAAGUUGUGUGUGUAUGGCAGUCAGCCAUGUGUCGGAAGUUAUACAGAAGAGUUAUCACAGCCAUGUCUUGAAAUGUGCCUUUGUAUCUGGUUUUACAGACCUGUAUCAUUACUUCAUGGGAGAUUACUCUGACACUACCAUUCACUGACUGAUGUACAGGUCCUUUAGAAUAUAUACUAUUCCAUUUGUGCUGUCCUUAAUAUUUUAAUAAUAUUUGUGUCUUUAUUUUUCAGCAAUACAUAUUUAUUAUGCAUUAAAAUUUUAUUACAUUUU
Messenger RNA from Mizuhopecten yessoensis (Yesso scallop), 4728 nucleotides. Its product is annotated as protein O-mannosyl-transferase 1-like. The record is from RefSeq and is a predicted model, not a curated record. Bases 46 to 2238 code for a protein of 730 amino acids. Gene Ontology annotation, cellular component: endoplasmic reticulum; membrane. Gene Ontology annotation, biological process: protein O-linked glycosylation via mannose. Gene Ontology annotation, molecular function: dolichyl-phosphate-mannose-protein mannosyltransferase activity. The transcript is spliced from 19 exons. Lineage: Eukaryota; Metazoa; Mollusca; Bivalvia; Pectinida; Pectinidae.